This is a messenger RNA of Trematosphaeria pertusa, 567 nucleotides long. RefSeq lists its product as uncharacterized. Lineage: Eukaryota; Fungi; Ascomycota; Dothideomycetes; Pleosporales; Trematosphaeriaceae. The coding region runs from base 1 to 567 and encodes 188 amino acids. The transcript is spliced from 2 exons. The record is from RefSeq and is a predicted model, not a curated record.
AUGUUUGCCAACGGAAUCGACUCCUCCAGAAGCGCAGUCGACAACCACUAUGCUCUCCGUCUUCGCGCUGUUCCUACCAUUAGCACCACAGCUAUAUGCGCCGGUCUGCCCCGGACGAGCGAACGACGACGAUCUCUUCAUCGCAUGCUCCAGAUGCCCUUCGAGCCACCAAAUAAGGUAGAGAAGGAAGAGGAAUGCGCCUUCUUCCGGGGAGACUGGAACCUAAUUGGAUUGGGAGAUGGUAACAUGAGCCCCAGGAAGAGAUCUCGGCGAAAAGGGGGUGGCUCUUUUCAUACGCGUUGGACGCCGGCUAUUCGUAUUCAAUCAGAGCAUGAGAUCGUCCUCGUCGCAUCGAAAGCUAAUACAGUAACCGGUGCAGCCAAACUUCGUAAGUGUUGCCUAGCAAGCAUUGGAAACGGUCCAUUGAAAAAUACAUCACACACUACAUGCUGGGGUCCUCGGGCUGCGGACCAAAACAAGAAGCCGCUAUGGCGGCGAAAACUCAUGUGCUAUCGGAGAUGCGGGCACGGCUGGAUUCACCGAACGCAUGAAGCUAUCUGUACAUGA